AUGGUGGAAUUAGGUGGCAAUGCGAGAUCGGUCUCGUACCUGCAGAAAAUACGUAACAAUGAUAAUUAUCAAAGAUGCAGAACUAGAAGGAGAUAUCCACCGAGGAUUCUUAUUGUUGUUGUUCUUGUACUUUGGUUACCGGCGUUAGAGAUACCGGGUGUUUUAGCCUGUGGACCUGGUAGGGGUGGUGGUAGGCGGCCAAUACUGCGCAAACUCACCCCAUUAGUUUUCAAACAGCAUGUGCCAAAUGUCAGUGAGAAUACACUGCCAGCUAGUGGAUUGCCGGAGGGACGGGUAUCGAGGGAUCAUACGAGAUUUCGAGAUCUUGUGCCCAAUUACAAUGCUGAUAUCAUUUUCAAGGAUGAGGAGGGCACUGGGGCUGACAGGCUCAUGACUCAGAGGUGUAAGGAAAAGCUCAAUACACUGGCGAUAUCCGUGAUGAAUCAGUGGCCUGGGGUCAAGCUGAGGGUGACUGAGGGGUGGGAUGAGGAGGGAAAACAUGCCACUGACUCGCUGCAUUAUGAGGGAAGAGCUGUGGAUGUUACGACCAGCGAUCGGGAUCGCUCCAAGUAUGGAAUGCUGGCUAGGCUCGCUGUUGAAGCUGGCUUCGACUGGGUCUACUAUGAGUCCAGGUCGCAUAUUCAUUGUUCCGUUAAAUCAGAAUCUUCAUCAGUAGGGAAAUCAGGAGGUUGUUUCCCCGGAAGGAGUUCAGUCCUAACGCCGAUAGGGCCGAAGCCCCUCUCCUCCCUGAAAGUCGGUGAGGAGAUAGCCUCCUUGGACUCCAACGGAGAGAUAGUCUUCUCCGAGAUGAUAGCCUUCCUGGACUACGCCCCAUCAUCGAAACGACAGUUCAUCCGUCUAACAACGUCCUCGGGAAAACAGCUGACCUUGACGCCAUCCCACUUGGUCCCGGUGGAGCCCAAGGACCUGAAGACCCCUAGCAGCACUUUCUACGCAGCCAACGUCCAGGUCGGAGACAGAAUCUUAGUCAGGGACGACGACAAAACGCUCCCCGGUGGCUCCAGAGUCAGGUGGGACGACGUAGUCGAGGCUAAACUCGUCCUGGAGGAGGGCCUCUACGCCCCCCUUACCAGGGAGGGCACAGUAGUUGUCGAUGAUGUCGUCGCCUCGUGCUAUGCAAUCGUCAACAGUCAAACAGUCGCUCAAGUCGGAUUCUUCCCGUUGAGGGUACUCUCGACCGUCAGCAGUGGACUACAAAGUGUUAAAGACUUCUUCUGGUACUCCCGUGAGAUCCAGGACAAUGACACCAAUGAGAUCAAAGGCUCAAAGUCGGUGGACUCGAGGUGGAAUAGGCCAGAGGGCAUCCACUGGUAUGCCAACUUCCUCUACUCGAUUUCCACGUACGUUCUACCCCCCUCCAUGCUGUACUGAAUAUUUUUUAUUGUGGAGAUGGGCAUCCACGUGGAGAACAUACCGGUGUUUUUUUUUAAUUAAUGAACGCGAGGAGCUUUUUCAUUGAGCAGAAAUUGGUGGAGGUUAUUCUUUCAUUGAGUGGUGAAGUUGGCUUGGAGGUUUUUAGGAAAUUAUGGAAAACAAUGCUCAAACAUAACAAUAGGGUUUUUGAAAAUUUCUCUGGAAGUUUGAAUUUAGUUCGUAUGAAACGUUUUUUAACGCUUAGACAAUGUUUUUUAAACCUUUUUCCAACUCCGAUAGUCCCAGAACUAUUCAAGAAAUAGUCUGUAUCCAAUUCCUUUUUAUAUUUUAUUCCUAAACCCAUAGACUUUUUCAAAUAUUUUAAAAACUAUAAA
Molecule: messenger RNA, 1769 nt
Organism: Diachasma alloeum
Lineage: Eukaryota; Metazoa; Arthropoda; Insecta; Hymenoptera; Braconidae
Gene: hh
Product: sonic hedgehog protein A
Exons: 3
Coding region: 1-1392 (463 amino acids)
Biological process (GO): cell fate specification; cell-cell signaling; multicellular organism development
Molecular function (GO): calcium ion binding; patched binding
Source: RefSeq, a predicted model, not a curated record